GCCAUUGAUUGCCAAUUCAUUUCCCUCCGAAGGAAGAAAACUUUACAACUCGACUCGGAUUGACAUUCCUUUAAGCAGGAGAGCUGUUGAAGUAGACGUGUGAUGUGACCACCACCGCCGAAAUUAAGGGGAGGGCAACGGAGUUCAGUUAUAAAUUAUGCUUAGGCAAAAGUUGAAUUAUUUCUGUGUCCCUAUAUAUAUACAAGCAGAAGGUAUUCGCGUUUUGAAUCUGAAGAGGGGUGAGUCCUGCCAUUCGAAUCUGCCGUAAACAACGGAACUAUCAUGAGCAUGGACAUUCUACCGAGCAGAGAAAGCAAUUUUGAAAAGCAAAACGAAAAACUGUUUCGACAAUGGUUCCAAUUCGCCGAUGCAGAUGGAGAUGGGCGGAUUACGGGAGACGAUGCUGUCAAAAUUUUUUCCCUCUCACUUCUCUCCAGACAGGAGCUUAAACAGGUGUGGGCUGUGGCUGAUUCAAAACGGCAGGGAUUUCUUGGCUUUAAGGAGUUUGUUACAGCAAUGCAGAUAAUAUCUUUAGCUCAGAAAGGGACUGAGGUCACUGCUGAUAUUCUUAAGAAUACAGAGGUGGAGAAUAUCAGUCCUCCUGCAAUGGAAGGGUUGGAUGAGCUCUUAUCUAGACGCAGAUCAUCACCAUUAAAAUUGGCAGCAGAAUCAAAUGGUUCAUCAAACCAAUUACAAGCAGAAUCAGCUCAGUGGUUUACAUCUAAAUCAACCAAGAAGGUGUCAAUUAAUUCGGUUACGUCGAUAAUUGAUGGUUUGAAGAGACUGUACAUAGAGAAACUAAAACCAUUGGAAGUUACUUAUCGGUUCAACGAUUUUUGCUCACCCAUUCUGACCAACAGCGACUUUGAUGCCAAACCGAUGGUCAUGCUUUUAGGUCAAUAUUCAACUGGAAAGACGACCUUUAUAAAACACUUGCUAAGAGCUAAUUAUCCAGGAGCACACAUUGGACCAGAGCCCACUACUGAUCGAUUUGUUGUGGUCAUGUCAGGGCCUGAUGAUAGAAGUGUUCCAGGAAAUACAAUUGCAGUGCAAGCAGAUAUGCCUUUUAGUGGGCUAACAAGAUUUGGCACUGCUUUUCUCUCUAAAUUUGAGUGUUCACAAAUGCCACAUCCGCUUCUGGAGCAUAUCACGUUUGUUGAUACUCCAGGAGUUCUAUCUGGAGAAAAGCAACGUACACAACGUAGUUAUGACUUCACUGGUGUGACUUCCUGGUUUGCUGCGAAGUGUGAUCUUAUACUCUUGUUAUUUGACCCUUACAAGCUUGAUAUUAGCGACGAGUUUAGGCGUGUUAUUGGGUCCCUCCGUGGCCAUGAUGACAAGAUAAGGGUAGUUCUUAACAAAGCAGAUCAAGUUGAUACACAACAGCUAAUGAGAGUAUAUGGGGCAUUGAUGUGGUCACUUGGAAAAGUGCUGAAUACACCAGAAGUUAUGCGGGUAUAUAUCGGUUCAUUCAACGAUAAACCAAUAAAUGAAGGAGCAACAGGUCCUAUUGGAAAGGAAUUAUUUGAAAAGGAACAGGAAGAUCUACUAACUGAUUUGAAAGAUAUUCCUCGGAAGGCCUGUGACCGUCGAAUAAAUGAAUUUGUUAAGCGUGCUCGAGCUGCUACUAUUCAUUCAUAUAUCAUCAGUCAUCUGAAGAAAGAGAUGCCUGCCAUGAUGGGAAAGGCCAAAGCUCAACAACGCCUCAUUGAUAACCUGGCAGAUGAAUUUGCGAAGGUUCAGAGAGAGUACCAUUUACCAGCAGGUGAUUUUCCAAGCGUUGAACAUUUCAAGGAAGUAUUAGCUGGAUAUAACAUUGAUAAAUUUGAGAAGCUAAAGCCAAAAAUGGUCCAGUCAGUAGAUAAUAUGCUGGGAUAUGACAUUCCCGAAUUACUUCAGAGGUUCAGGAACCCUUAUGAUUAAAUACAUUCCAAUGUUUAAAAUGGUAAUCUGGCAUUCAAAUCUUACUUGAAUUUCUGUGCAUGAUGCAUAUCAGAUAGAAGUACCAAAUUGCUUUGACGCAUUGGUAUCAUAGGCUUUUGGUGCAUUGGCAUCAUAUGCAAAUGCUAUGAGAGCAAAUCAGUUUCUCGAUUUGAGAAUUUGGGUACAACACCGUCCCUGUUGAAUUAGUAGAAUGUCUAGUGGUUGUUUGGGCAUAUUAAAUUCAUCCAUUUUUUAAGAUUUUGGUGCAUAGUGCCUCUUAAAUUUCAGUUUAACAUCCAAUUAUAUUCCAGUCUAUGAUUGAUUGUAAGAAUAAAAAACUACACUUAUCUUGAAUAUAAGGCAUUACUAAAAUUCAGUUC
Cryptomeria japonica (Japanese cedar) is the source of this 2303-nucleotide messenger RNA. RefSeq names its product EH domain-containing protein 1. The transcript is spliced from 16 exons. Gene Ontology annotation, molecular function: protein binding; calcium ion binding; GTP binding. NCBI's taxonomy places the organism in Eukaryota, Viridiplantae, Streptophyta, Pinopsida, Cupressales, Cupressaceae. The record is from RefSeq and is a predicted model, not a curated record. Gene Ontology annotation, biological process: endocytosis; endosomal transport. Bases 283 to 1923 code for a protein of 546 amino acids. Gene Ontology annotation, cellular component: plasma membrane; cytoplasm; intracellular membrane-bounded organelle.